Messenger RNA from Plasmodium gaboni, 4233 nucleotides. RefSeq names its product cytoadherence linked asexual protein. The record is from RefSeq and is a predicted model, not a curated record. Gene Ontology annotation, biological process: adhesion of symbiont to microvasculature. NCBI's taxonomy places the organism in Eukaryota, Apicomplexa, Aconoidasida, Haemosporida, Plasmodiidae. The transcript is spliced from 9 exons. The coding region runs from base 1 to 4233 and encodes 1410 amino acids.
AUGGUAUCAUUUUUUAAGAGACCAAUAUGUAUUUUAAUUUUAUUUCUAUGCUUAAAUGAAAAGAUAAAAUGUUCUAUAAACCAUAAUGAAAACUUAGAUGAAAAUUUAAUUUUAUUGAACAAUGCCAACAAUGACAAUAUUGAUCAACUAAAAUCUAUGAUUGGAAAUGAUGAAUUACAAAAAAACUUAACUACAUUAGAAAAGCUCAUAUUAGAAUCCUUAGAAAAGGAUAAAUUGAAGUUUCCCUUAGUAAACCCUGAAACAGAAACUCAUUUGGAUAUAACAAAAUUUAAGAAGAAAUCAAUAUCUGACGCAGAUGAUAAAACAUAUGUUAUUCCUACAUUAGGAUGUGAUUUUUAUAAUAUAACAAAAUAUGAAAAAAUUUUAAGACAUCAAUUGAUAGAAGCAUAUCAUUCAGACAUCUCAGAUUCGAUUAAAAGGAAAUUACUUAUUGUGAGAACAUUGAAAACCAUAAAACUUAUGCUGAUACCAUUAAAUUCUUAUAAGGAAAAAAAUGAUUUAAAAUAUGCACUUGAUGAAUUAAAUAAUGUAUUUAUUCACAAACCAUCAAAAACAGACACAAAAAGUCCAAUAGAGGAUCAUGAACAAUUUUUCACAAAUUUACUAACUCAUGUGAAAGAUAUUAAAGAAACAGAAUAUAUAGAGAAUAAAGGUGAGUACAUAAUACUAGCAGAUGAUAAAAUGGAAGUAAUGAGUACAAAAGAUUUCUUCUUUACAACUGAUAGUGAUAUAAAAUUUAUGGAAGAAUUAGAUAGUUUAUCAAAUCAAUAUGGAUUAGGUUUAAUUAGUCAACUUGGUCCUCAUCUUAUAGCCUUAGGACACUUUACAGUACUAAAAUUGGCUCUUAAAAAUUAUAAAAAUUAUUUUGAAGCAAAAGCUACAAAAUUUUUCAGUUGGCAAAAAAUUUUAGAAUUCUCCAUGUCUGAUCGAUUUAAAGUUCUUGAUAUGAUGUGUGAUCAUGACUCUGUAUAUUACUCAGAAAAAAAACGUAGAAAAACGUACUUAAAAGUAGACAGAUCGAAUACCUCUAUGGAAUGUAAUAUAUUGGAAUAUCUAAUACAUUAUUUUAAUAAAUAUCAGUUAGAAAUAAUUAAAACAACUCAAGACACUGAUUUUGAUUUACAUGGUAUGAUGGAACAUAAAUAUAUAAAAGAUUAUUUCUUUUCCUUUAUGUGUAAUGAUCCUAAAGAAUGUAUUAUUUAUCAUACAAAUCAAUUUAAAAAAGAAGCAAACGAAGAAAACACGUUUCCUGAACAAGAAGAACCAAAUCGUGAAAUGAGUGCAUAUAAUUUAUAUUUAAAUUAUUAUUAUUUCAUGAAACGUUAUAGUUCCUAUGGAACAAAAAAAACAUUAUAUGUCCAUUUAUUAAAUUUAACUGGACUUUUAAAUUAUGAUACAAGAGCGUACGUCACAUCACUCUAUUUACCAGGAUAUUACAACGCUGUCGAAAUGUCAUUUACGGAUGAUAAAGAGUUUUCAACCCUUUUUGAAAACUUAAUACAAUGUAUUGAAAAAUGCCAUUCAGACCAAUCAAACCAAUUGUCGAAAGAUAGUAAUUUCCUUAAUGAUUUAACAAAAUGUGAUUUGUGUAAAGGAGCUUUCUUAUAUUCCAACAUGAAAUUUGAUGAAAUUCCUUCGAUGGUACAAAAAUUUUACGUAUAUUUAACUAAAGGGCUCAAAAUACAAAAAGUAUCAUCACUAAUCAGAACAUUAGAUGUCUAUCAAGAUUAUAGUAAUUUCUUAUCUCAUGAUAUUAAUUGGUACACAUUCCUAUUUUUAUUUAGAAUUACAAGUUUUAAGGAUAUUGCUAACAAAAAUGUGGCUGAAGCAAUGUAUUUAAAUAUAAAAGAUGAAGAUACGUUCAACAGAACCGUCGUAACCAACUAUUGGUUCCCUUCCCCUAUAAAAAAAUAUUAUACUUUAUAUGUUAGGAAACACAUUCCAAACAAUUUAGUAGAUGAAUUGGAAAAAUUAAUGAAAGUUGGAACGUUAGAAAAAAUGAAAAAAGCUCUGACGUUUCUGGUCCAUGUCAACUCGUUUCUCCAACUAGAUUUUUUUCAUCAAUUGAAUGAACCGCCUCUAGGAUUACCAAGAUCUUAUCCUUUAUCGUUAAUUCUCGAACACAAAUUUAAAGAUUGGAUGAUUAGUUCGCCCGCAGGGUUUUAUUUUUCCAAUUAUCAUAAUCCAUAUAUUAGAAAAGAUUUGCACGAUAAAGUGUUAUCACAGAAAUUUGAACCUCCUAAAAUGAAUCAGUGGAACAAAGUUUUGAAAUCGUUAAUCGAAUGUGCAUAUGAUAUGUAUUUUGAUCAACGACAUGUGAAAAAUUUAUAUAAAUAUCAUAAUAUUUAUAAUAUCAAUAAUAAAUUAAUGUUAAUGCGAGACUCCAUGGAUUUGUACAAAACCCAUUUUGACGACGUGCUAUUUUUUGCAGAUAUAUUUAAUAUGAAAAAAUAUAUGACUGCUACACCAACAUAUAAAAAAGUAAAAGACAGAGUCUACCAUACUUUGCAUAGCAUUAUGGGAAAUUCAGUCAAUUUUUAUAAAUAUGGUAUUAUUUAUGGAUUUAAAGUAAAUAAAGACAUAUUGAAAGAAGUGGUGGACGAACUAUUUUCUAUCUAUAAUUUUAACACAGAUAUAUUUUCAGAUACAUCUUUUUUACAAACCGUUUAUUUAUUAUUUAGAAGAAUAGAAGAAACGUACAGGACACAACGAAGAAACGACAAAAUGAGUGUUAACAACGUUUUUUUCAUGAAUGUGGCAAAUAAUUAUUCGAAAUUAAACAAAGAAGAACGUGAAAUAGAAAUCCAUAAUUCUAUGGCAUCGCGCUAUUAUGCUAAAACAAUGUUUGCAGCAUUUCAAAUGUUAUUUUCAACCAUGUUAAGUAAUAAUGUAGAUAAUCUUGAUAAAGCAUAUGGAUUAAGUGAAAAUAUCCAGGUAGCAACAAGUACCUCCGCUUUUCUUACAUUUGCAUAUGUCUAUAACGGAAGUAUUAUGGAUAGUAUGACUAACAGUUUAUUGCCACCAUAUGCGAAAAAACCUAUCACACAAUUAAAAUAUGGGAAAACGUUCGUUUUCUCCAACUAUUUUAUGCUAGCAUCAAAAAUGUACGAUAUGUUAAAUUAUAAAAAUUUAAGUCUUUUAUGUGAAUAUCAAGCAGUGGCAAGUGCGAAUUUUUACUCUGCAAAAAAAGUAGGUCAAUUUAUUGGAAGAAAAUUUUUACCCAUCACUACCUAUUUUCUAUAUGUCAGACUUAAUGCAUCAAUUGGAUGGGUACAUGGUAAAGAAUGCACAUCUACUGAUCAUGCUUCAAAACAUCCUAAAGGUAAUGAAUCAGGUUGUACUAAAGUAGAUGCUUCCCCCCACAGUUUUUUCUUUAAUGACUAUAUGGCACCUGAAGGAGCACGAUAUUUAUUUUUUUAUUUUUUCACGAAUUUAUACCUGGAUGCAGGAAAACAUUUUCCUGGAGGGUUUGGUCCUGCAAUAAAGGAACAAACACAACAUGUGAAAGAACACACGUACGAACGUAAACCUUCCGUUCAUAGUUUUAAUAGAAAUUUUUUCAUGGAACUGACGAACGGGUUCAUGUACGCUUUUUGUUUUUUCGCUGUUUUUCCUCUAUAUGCAUAUUUUGAAAAUAUUAAUUUUUAUAUUACGAGCAAUUUCCGUUUCCUGGAUAGAUAUUAUGGAGUAUUCAAUAAAUAUUUAAUAAAUUUUGUAAGAACAAAACUUAAAGAAUAUACAAGUGAUAUUCUAAUAAAAUACGAACGUGAAGCAUACUUAAGUAUGAAAAAAUAUGGGUAUUUGGGUGAAGUUAUUGCUUCUAGAAUUUCGUCUAAAGAUAAAAUAAUGAAUUAUUUGCACGACACUAACGAGGAGACCAUGAAUAAUUUAAGAAGAUAUGAUAUGGAAAAUGCGUUCAAAAACAAAAUGGUUACUUAUGUGGACGAUUUUGCUUUUUUUGACGAUUGUGGCAAAAACGAACAAUUUUUGAACGAAAGAUGUGAUUAUUGUCCUGUGAUUGAAGAAGUGGAAGAAACACAACUACAACCACAAUUACUAUCAUAUACUGAUGAGACCACGAAUGUAUCAAAACAAAGUAGUACCUAUAUUGAUAUUGAAAAAUUAAAUGAAGUGGAUUCGGCAGAUAGUGAUGAUGAUGAAAAAGAGUUCAACGAUCCAGACGACGAAUUAAUGAUAGCACGAUUUCACUAA